Messenger RNA from Arabis nemorensis, 183 nucleotides. NCBI's taxonomy places the organism in Eukaryota, Viridiplantae, Streptophyta, Magnoliopsida, Brassicales, Brassicaceae. The record is from the annotation of a GenBank genome assembly.
AUGAUAACUCGAAAAGGAUCUAUCGGUAAAGAUAGCGAAAUCGCUGAUAGCUAUAUAUCGGAUAAAGAGACGUCUACACAUAGCAGAAGAUCCAAAACCGGUGGUGAAAAGACUAGUAAGGAAGAGGAAGAUGAAUGUAGAAAUGAAGAAGAGAAAGGAGACGAGAUAAAAAAUUUCACCUGA